AUGUACAAUUUACAAAAAAGUACACCUGGGCGUCCUAAAGGAAAAUUAACUUCAGCAAACAAAAGAGUCAGCAUCGAUGUUAGAAUUGACAGGAUUGACCAUUUUCAAAGCCAAUUGGAAACUCAGAAGCGAUGUGCUCACUGCUACAAAAUCACUCGAACGCAACAACAAAUUCUAAAAAUAAGAUUGAAACUAAUUUUGAAUAUUAAAUCACUGGUUAGAAGUAAAAUAGAAAAUUCUGCUAUGAAGUAUUCUCUGCAAGAUGUUUUAACCAUGAUUGAAGAUGAUGACAGCAUCAUUGAAGCUGACAUUUUUAUCAGUCCUCCUGCUGAUGGAAUGAAUUCAGAUGAAGAUGAUGUAUUGGAUGAAAUACAUGAUCAGGGAUCAUUUGAUGAUCUACCUGCACGACAAUUACUGAGUAAUGCCAAUGCAACAAUAAAACACAUUGGUGGAUCUAAAAAAAUUGGCAUUGUGAGUAUUUAUUAUGUUUAA
Molecule: messenger RNA, 492 nt
Organism: Helobdella robusta
Lineage: Eukaryota; Metazoa; Annelida; Clitellata; Rhynchobdellida; Glossiphoniidae
Exons: 3
Coding region: 1-492 (163 amino acids)
Source: RefSeq, a predicted model, not a curated record